AUGCGAACACCCUUGAGGUGGUGGGAGUUCAUGGAUCACAAUGUCCCGAAAUAUGUGAUCAGGUCCCAUACAUGGAUUGAAGGACAAGAAGUUACCCUCCAAGAUAUGCAGAACAACAAAGGGACAGAGCGAUCUGGAUAUACCAAAAUCAAACAAGCAUGCGCCUUAGCCCUUGAGAAUGGAUAUGGAUAUGCCUGGGUCGACACAUGCUGUAUCGACAAGACCAGCAGCGCAGAGCUAUCGGAGGCUAUUAACUCAAUGAUGAGCUGGUACGAGCGAUCGGAAAUAUGCUAUACUUAUUUGGCAGAUGUUCAGCCAGGCACCAACAUUCACGAGCCAGAAUCGUCAUUUGCAAAGAUUCGAAAUGAUAUCGUCGAUCUUAUCACGCAAAUUACCGGUAUAGACCAGACCUACCUAUCCGCUCCGCCGACUUCGACAGACUGCCGUUUGCAAUCGCGACCCCAUGUAGCAAGCAUUGCCGAGAAGAUGAGCUGGGCUUCGAAACAUAAGACAACUCGCAUUGAGGACACGGCGUACUGUCUGCUGGGUAUAUUUGGGAUCAAUAUGCCUCUACUAUACGGCGAGGGCACAAAUGCGUUUCUGAGAUUGCAAGAGGAGAUCAUGAAACGCUCGGAUGAUCAAACUAUAUUGGCCUGGUACCUCCCAGAAGACGCCCCAGACGAGUCAGGAGUGCUUACUACCUCUCUGGCUGCGUUUGCAAAUUGCAAGGACUUUAUCCCUUGUGAUGUGGGCAUGCCUACCCCGCCAUUCCAAAUCACCAACAAGGGCCUACGCAUGAAACUGCCAGUUUCCAGCGACGGCUUCAAGGAUGGGAGAUAUGGUCUUCUGCAGUGCAGGACGAAACAAGAUCCCACGACCAUGAUUGCGAUCCCCUUAGAUAACAGCCGCAAUAACCUGUAUGUGCGAAGUAAAAGGCCGCUGUCAAUUCUGAGUUAUCAGUACUGGAGGACAUGGUCAUUUACCCCAGUCAAUCUACUCCCAAGCCUCUCUUUUGCCAGCAGCAUUGUCCAGCCACCGAGUUUCACGGCCUUUUUGGAGUCUCUCCCAGAAAACUUCUAUAUUGCAGAGGUCUAUCCGCCAAACGUACCGCAGCAGCCUGAUCCACGAAUCAUCAUGACGGGUAUCCAUGAACACGAGAACCAAAGUCCCAGUAGGGUCGCUUUGGUUCUAAUCAAGAGCCUUGCCAAUGAUGUAGAACCAUUUGUUGUAAGAGUCCUGAUAGAAUCAACAGGAAGGGGCCGAUUCGGACAGGAUCUCGUCUCGAGGCCACUAUCAAAUUCGUCAAGAGUCCCAUUGGAACCUUCUUUGACGGUGUAUCCCUUGCCAGCUCGUGACCCAAUGUUUAUGUAUUGGACUAGAAGGCAAGAACAAGACUACGAUAUUGAUUGGACCCGCGAGCACCACUUUGGAAAGACGCUUUUUGUUUUUGAAAUUACGGAAAAAGGUGUGGACAGACAUCGCCCCGAUUGGCGUCUCCUCAAUGAGGGCGAGUUGACGGACCUUCAGGAAGUGUGGACGCAAUCCUUACACCAACUAUCCUACCAUGCUCGGAGCAGUGCUCGUACAGUUGUUUGGUCACUUGCCCUUUCACCAUGGAUGUUCACAUUUGUCAUUGAUUCCUUGAUCUGGAAGGCUUUCAAACCGCUCGGUUCAAUGAUAGACCACAUUGAGAAGUAUUCCAAAGAUAUGCACUUGGUUCAGUCGCAAUAUCUUUAA
Messenger RNA from Fusarium fujikuroi IMI 58289, 1737 nucleotides. RefSeq names its product related to beta transducin-like protein. Lineage: Eukaryota; Fungi; Ascomycota; Sordariomycetes; Hypocreales; Nectriaceae. The transcript has 3 exons. The coding region runs from base 1 to 1737 and encodes 578 amino acids. The record is from RefSeq and is a predicted model, not a curated record.